AUUUCAAUCUUUUAAGCCAGUGUAUGAUCUCAAAUUGAACAUGUGGAAGCCUCUAACCUCGAUUGUAGCCUACGCUUUUUUUGGCUUUCUGAAACUCCUCAGGCAUCCAUUCACUGAACAUGACGAUGGGCCAGUCCAUUCGACUUCACACGCCGGAGGAGCAGAAAGAGCUCAAGUGCCAGCGGAAGAUCCGUGCAGCUGAGACCUUCAAGGAAGAGGGGAACAGCUUCUUGAAGCAGGAGCAGCUGGACAAGGCCGAGGUGAGCUACCGCCGGGCCUUGUCGAAGAUUUGGGCGCUCUACCGACAGCGGAGCGUGGUCGAGGCCGUGGACUUGGGCGUGCGACUGGAUUUGAACCUGGCGCUGGUCUACCUGAAAGUGGAACGCUAUGAGUCUGCGCGGCGUUGUGCCACACGGGUGCUCGAGGUGGAGCCGGAGAACGCGAAGGCGCUCUUUCGCCGUGCCUUGAGCUGGCGCCACGUGGGGCGCCUCAGCGAGGCCGAGGCGGACUUGCAAAAGGCCUCGCAGGUCUCGGACCUGCCGGAGGUCUGUCGAGAGCUGGCGGCGGUGAGAAAACUCCAAAGUGAGGACGAUUCGAGCAUGCUUCGUUCGGGAUUCCUGGAGGCGAAGCCGGAGGAGGUUUCGGUGCAACCAGAGGCGGAAGAGGUGGAGCAGUCAGCCUGGGCAGUGACGGAGCAGGUUCAGGACGCCUUGCAGGACGCCUAUGGCUUCCUCGAGGCCGUGGCCGUGCGCCGCGUGGCCGUGCGCAGUGCCGAGGAGAGGCAGCAGCUGUGCGAACACGCGGACCGCAUCGGCGGCGUCCUUCAGCAAGUGCGACAGACCCUUGAGGAGGCCACCAUCGUCCCUCCUCCAGACACACUAACCACCACACCUGUUGCGGCGGUGGAAGUGACGGAGCUGCUGAGGAAGAUGUUGAAGGGCUUGAGAAGCUUUCGGCCCUUCUUCAGUUUGCAAGAGCGCAGCUGUGGGGAGUUCCGCAGCCUGCGCGUCUGUCGCCAGCUGGGCACCGAGCCCUGGAGUCUGGACGUGGAACUCAUUUGUUGGGGCGACGCUGAGGAGGCCACACCAGAGACCUUUGCCUCGGCAUUGCUGGGCCCUAGCGGCAAAGCCACAUCAGAUGAGGUGAAGUCGUGGCAGCGCCAGCUGUUCGACCGGAUCUUCUUGAAGGAUGCCAGCCAGUACGUGGCAGGUGCCUGCUGGCUCCUACUGACCUCAGCGAGAGCUUCCGGGCUGCGACUGCAGCAUGAGGGUGAGGAGCUGCAGGACUUGGGCCUCGCGGAGGGCGUGUUCUUCUCCCCGCUCCGGGUCGAGGGGCCAUCCGUGGAAGACGCCCCAAAGAUGGGCGCGCCAUCCGGGGAGAUGUUGGCCUUGCUGGCGGGAAAAGACAAGCGGCUUAUACCAGUCCCUUCCUUCACCUCUUUGGGUGUUACACAGAGGUGGCUUUUGGGCAAGCUGCCCAGUGAGGGACAUACACGAGAAAUCGCUUUGGAUCCCACCAGCAGUGCGUUGGGCUUGGAACCUUUGCACCUCGCGACAGAGGAUGAGAGAUACCACCUUCUGAGCUCUCACUUCGGCUCCUCUGCAGCUGCGCUGGUCGCCGGCGUCGGCCACCGACCAUUGCUGCUGGCGGCGGUGUCGGCGCUGGCGCCGGAGUCGAAGUCGAUGGAAGCGGCAGUGAAGCAGCUGGAGAAAAGGCCACCGAACAUGACCGAGAUGACGCACGACGACAGCAGCCGUGCGCUGCUGCCGCGCCUGGUGGCCGCGGUGGAGCACCUGGGUCUCUGUCGCCACACCGGGGACUUCGAGGAGCUCCGGCAGGCCGCCACCGAGGAACUGGUGCUUCGGAAGCUGAGAGCGUACGGCUUUGCAAAGGCGGCGACGCAGCUCGAGAGCCAAAGGCGGCGGUGCAGCGAGCUGCUGGGGAGUUCACCGAUUUGCCCACGGUUGUUGGGAUGGGCGCUGGCGUUCCUCUGUAGCAGCCUGUCUUUGGCCUUCGCAGUGGAGCGACAAGCCCCCGGUGGGCUCAUGCGGCGGAGUGGUGACAAUUUUCGGACCUUGAAGUCCAAGGCCAGUUGGCGCCUAAAAGAGGAGGGUGAUGACAAGCACCGCCUCUUGAUGAAACUCCGUGACCCCCAAACGCGGCGCCGCGAGCGGGCGGAGACCGUGGCUGCGCUGCAGCAACGCAGGCUGCUCACGGAGGCACGUGAGUACACCGUGGCUAUCAAAGCGCUUGGUCAAUUAGGACUCUGGCGCGAGGCCGUGGGGAUGCUCUCGGACAUGGAGCGGAAUGGGGUGCCACCCGACACCAUCACAUACAAUGCGGCCAUCAUGGCACUAUCGCUCAACAAGCGGUGGAAGGAGGCUGUGGAGCUCAUCGCGGAAAUGUGGGCUGCAAAGAUCUUUCCGGAUGUGAUCUCCUACACGAGCGCCAUCUCUGCCUGUGCGAGCACCGGCCAUUGGAAGGAGGCGCUGCAAUUGUUGGCCGAGAUGGAGCGUGCAGGGAUCAAGGCUGACGUGCGGAUCUUCAAUGCCGCCAUCAACGCCUGUGCUCAGGCAGGCCAGUCAAGCCGUGCCCUGCAGCUCUUGGAUGGCAUGUCGGAGCGGCUUCUUGUGCCAGACAUUGUCAGCUACAAUGCCGCCAUCAAUGCGUGUGCGCAGAACGGAGAGUACGAGAGCGCCUUCAAGCUCCUUGAGAGGAUGAAGUCCCAGGGCUUAAGGCCCCAGACCCGCACCUACAACAGCGCCUUGAACGCGUGUGAGAAGGCCUUCCGGGCUGAGGAGACCUUGCAGCUGCUGGAUGACAUGGUGGAGACCAAGACCCGGCCUGACAUCGUGACCUUCAACACCGCCAUGAGCGCGUGUUUGAAGGGCGGCAUGCAGGGCCAGGCCUUGUCACUGCUGGAGGACGUCUCUGGUGUCGGACGUCCGGAGAUGGCUCCGUGGGCUCCGGUGGUCGGCUCCAGAGACGUGGGAGAUCGAUAUGUGGGACGCGAGGAGGAGAUCGAACCAGCUCACCCGGUUUGCACACAAGCUUUGGAGUUGAAUGUUGAUGUUCUGACUGUGAUGGUUGACGAGCUAGAUGGCCAGUUCAUCAGCAUUGAUGACCUCAAACCUGAGGUGAAGAAACUGUUUGAAGACGUUAACUAUGAGCCUGGAGCACGCGAAGUCUACAUAGCAGCCUGGGACCUGCGCCAGCUCUAUACCUUUGCAUUUCGUCGACAAAACGACGCUGCCAAGAGAAACCAGUUGGAGUCUGAUUGCUUUGAGGCUGCUUCACCUGCUCCAUCACCUGACCCGACUCUCAAGUCAGGGAAUGUGCCACAGUACAGAGAGAAGCGGUCAGCUUCAAGUUUGGCUUCAGAAGUGACACCAAAGGCUUCUGACGAGCCAACCAUGGUGGGCUCUCCCGGUGAAAGUCAACUGCAACUUGAUGUGUUGGGCGAGGCAUGCAGCGUUCCAAUGACUGCGGAGCAGCAGAAGGAACUGGACAGUGUCUUGCAUCAACUUCACAUGAUGUCUGUGGAGAAUGAUUUGGCCAAAGGUGGCCAGGGUCGACCUGUUCCAUGUCCUGCUUUGCGCGACAUUUCCGAGGUGGAACCUGAGCAGGUUGCCAACUUGCCGGCCGAGGUUGAGGUCAAGGGCAACGAGAUCCAGAACAACACUGUAGAGCCGGCUUCUGGCAAAGGCUCAGGGGUCGAUGCUGAGGCCAAGGGUGAGGUCCUGAUGAUGGCAGUGGUCCUUCUGGCUUUCACAGAGGGUCUUCAAUGGGAUGAGAUCUAUGAUGCUGCUGAGAUCUUUGCGGGGAAGGGUGUCCUCAGCCGAUGCCUGCUAGCUGGAGGCUAUGCCACAGCAUCCUUGGAUAUUCUUCACUUCACGCCGUGGUUGGCAGAAAGAACUAGAAUGGGUAGGCGCAAGCUUUGCAAGGGGAAUGCAUUGGACUUGACAUCUCCAGCCGGCUUUGGGCUUCUCCUAUCCACGAUAUUGAGGUCCAAGCCUUCAGCAGUCUUCACAUUCGGCCUUGUCUGUUCGAGUUUUGUGGCGGUCUCCCGUGGCACCACUCACCGCUCCUUCUUUCUCCCUUUGGGAGACCCCACUUCAAAGUCGGUACAGCUAGGCAAUAUACUCUGCAGCAGGAUGGUUCUGGCUAUGAUACUCAUGAUAUCUCGUGGCAUGGUGUUUGUCUUAGAACAGCCAUCAAGUUCCCUUGCCUAUCGCCAUCCCAGAUUCCAGCAACUUUUGAAAAUGACAAAUGUUUGGCGGCAAGCCUUCUGGAUGCGUGGCUGGGGUAGUAAUACUCCUAAGAGGACGAUUCUGUGGAGCAACUCCCGUGGGGUGAGGAAGUUUGCAACCCACAAAAAGUAUGCCAAGGGGAAAAAGAAGAACCAGUUGGCUACAGUCUACAUUGAUUCCAAUGGAAAGAAGAGGUAUCAGGGCAAUUCUCGGCUGAAGGGAUCACAGGUUUAUCCUGUGGGCUUUGGUAUUCGCUUCACUCGAACAAUGCCGCUGCUUCAGAAAGAGAAGUCCAAGCCCAACACCAUUGCAGAGGACAAGGUGCCCACCAUCGACGAGAUCAAGCCAAAUGAUGUCUUGCCAUGCCUCGACUCGAUGGACGACUUGUGGAGGGAUGCACGGAUGUCUGAUGUUCUUCACUACCUGUAUGGGGGGACGGGCGUCCAAUUGCCCGACGACUGGACACAGUUCGCUAUGACCAUCCCUCUGCCCCUGAAGCAGGACCCGGGCAACGUGGAGUCUGAGGCGGCUGUCAAGACUACAACGGAGGAGGAGAAUGCUCACGAUGACGACCCCUCGUCGGAGAAGAAGAGCCGCAAGUUGGAAUCUGCUCUUCGGCGGGUCUGCACUCCCAAAAGGGGUUCGGGUAAGCUUGAGGUGAGUCAGGACAUCUACAAGAAGUGGCUAGCAGGGGGAUCACAGCGGAAGGCUCUAUUGGAUGAGGCGUUCAAGAAACACAUCGAGCAUAUGCAGCGUCGGAGCCGCAAAACCAAGAUCCAUGUAGACUCGGGGUUCUACACCAAGGAAAACAUGAAGAAAAAACUUGGAUGGAGUGCGACACGAAUUGCAAAGGCAGUGCAAUACUGUACCCACCCAUCGCGGGUCAAAACCCAUGUCAGGCGGGACAAGUACGAGAGUAACGUGAAAGAGUAUUGGGUUGAUGUUGAGACCACUGGGAGCUUCGAUAACGAGCAUGAAGAGAGCCUGACAGAUCGGACUUGCGUCGAGGGCCAAGCGGCCACCUUUGAUCUUGGCAUUCAGCCAGUGAUGACCCUGCUUCGCACCAAGCCUGUCCCGAAGGAGAAGGCAGCGUCGGCGAAAAACAAAGCGGCAAAGGCUGCCGCCAAAGCUAGCGCUGAGCCUCGAAAGAGGGCAAAGCGGGAUCAAGAAGCUCUGGAAGCGCCAAACCCGAACCGAGCCACUUCGCAGCGCGGCUUCCAACUUCCACUGGCCCAGCAGCAAAAGCGAUUUGUCAUGAUGGCGCAUGUCUACAGUGGGAAGAAGGGCAAGAAGGAGGCCAACCCCAAGCCGCUUCUACGGCUUGUGGACCAUCUUGCCACUGAACUUCGCAUGCUCUUUGAGCAAGGGUUGGAUGUGCACUUUGAGGGAGCCCUUCAGAGGAUCUGGCUUGUCCCCAUCGCAUUCAAAGGCGAUUGGCCGGCGCUUGUGAAGAUCGGGCAGCUAAAUCGCCAUCAUCUUCGUGAUACCCCGACGAAAGAGGGUGGACAUGGUAUUUGUCACUUGUGUAAAGGUGGUAUGCCUUCAAAUGCUUGGCAUGAUGUUUCCUUCGGCAACAUGACCAAGAUGCGCUCUGAGUUACCGAUGCCAUGGCAGCGUGAGCCAGGCAUUGUGAGCAAUCUGGCUCUUGGGGACGCCUACGAGCAUCUGUUUUUUCGCAUUGACUUGUUUCACACAUGCCAUAAGGGGGUCAUGGCCGAUGCAGGGGCGAAUGCAGUCUUGGCCUUGGUCGACUUUGUCUACGAAAAUGAGAGUGUUGAGAAGUGCCUUGAGCUUAUCUACAGCGAUCUGAAGGCAUUCUGUCGCGCUGAGUCGCUGCAGUUGCAUUUGCAAAGCCUCACGCGGACUAUCGUGGGCUAUGCGAAUUCCAGUGCAUUUCCUGCAGGGAACUGGUUCAAAGGAGCAGACACAGUGUCGAUCCUUGCUUACUUGGAACAAAGGCUUGCUGGAGAGAUUCCAGCACUGGAAGACAAAGUGCGUGAAUAUUUUGUGUCCAUGGCUGGCCUGCUUCAGAAUGCCAACUUGUUCAUGAGAACUGUAUACCAUGGAGCGCUUUGGCUGGACGAUCGUGAGCGUGACAUCCUAAUUCAAUCUGGGCGGGCUUUCAUGGCUGAGUUCAUGACGUGCGCGCGUCUUGCGUACUCUUUCGAUAUGUGCAGGUGGAAGUUGCAGCCAAAGUAUCAUAUGUUUGCUGAGCUUGUUUUUGAACUGGAAGUUCAGAAGCGUGCCGGAAUUACUUCCUUGUCGCCUCUUACCUUCAGCACGCAAAUGGACGAGGAUUUGGUCGGGCAAAUCUGCUCCAGGUCUCAGGUCGUUAGCAGCAGAACGGUUCAUGAGAGGACGCUGAACCGCUACCGGGUUGCGUUGUUCACUCAUUGGUAG
Durusdinium trenchii is the source of this 6650-nucleotide messenger RNA. The record is from the annotation of a GenBank genome assembly. NCBI's taxonomy places the organism in Eukaryota, Dinophyceae, Suessiales, Symbiodiniaceae.